AUGCGCAGGACGGCGCGGCCGGGGCCGCCGGGCCGGGGCCGCCUCCCGUGGACCCGCGGCCUGAGGGCCCCGCCGCCGCCGCUCCUGCUCCUGCUCGCGCUGCUGCCGCUGCUGCUCGCACCAGGCGCCGCCGCCGCCCCUGCCCCGAGGCCGCCGGCGCUGCCUCCCGCGUCCGCCGGGCCCAGCGUAAGCCUCUACCUGAGCGAGGAUGAGGUGCGCCGGCUUAUCGGUCUUGAUGCAGAACUUUAUUAUGUGAGAAAUGAUCUUAUUAGUCACUACGCCCUAUCCUUUAACCUGUUAGUACCCAGCGAGACAAAUUUCCUGCACUUCACUUGGCAUGCAAAGUCCAAGGUUGAAUAUAAGCUGGGAUUCCAAGUAGACAAUUUUGUGGCUAUGGACAUGCCCCAGGUCAACAUUUCUGCUCAGGGGGAAGUUCCACGCACUUUAUCAGUGUUUCGGGUCGAGCUUUCCUGUACUGGCAAAGUAGAUUCUGAGGUUAUGAUACUAAUGCAGCUCAACUUGACAGUAAAUUCUUCAAAAAACUUUACAGUCUUAAAUUUUAAACGAAGGAAAAUGUGCUACAAAAAACUUGAAGAAGUAAAAACUUCAUCCUUGGACAAAAACACUAGCAGAACUAUUUAUGAUCCUGUACAUGCAGCUCCAACCACUUCUACACGUGUAUUUUAUAUCAGCGUAGGGGUUUGCUGUGCAGUAAUAUUUCUUGUAGCAAUAAUAUUAGCUGUUUUGCACCUUCAUAGUAUGAAAAGGAUUGAACUGGAUGACAGCAUCAGUGCCAGCAGUAGUUCCCAAGGGCUGUCUCAGCCAUCUACCCAGACGACUCAGUAUCUGAGAGCCGACACACCCAACAAUGCAACUCCUAUCACCAGCUCCUCAGGUUAUCCUACCUUGCGGAUAGAGAAGAAUGACCUGAGAAGUGUCACUCUUUUGGAGGCCAAAGCUAAGGUGAAGGAUAUCGCAAUAUCCAGGGAGAGGAUAACUCUAAAAGAUGUACUCCAAGAAGGUACUUUUGGGCGUAUUUUCCAUGGGAUUUUAGUAGAUGAAAAAGAUCCAAAUAAGGAAAAACAAGCAUUUGUAAAAACAGUUAAAGAUCAAGCUUCUGAAAUUCAGGUGACAAUGAUGCUCACUGAAAGUUGUAAGCUACGAGGUCUUCAUCACAGAAAUCUUCUUCCUAUUACCCAUGUCUGUAUAGAAGAAGGAGAAAAGCCCAUGGUGAUAUUGCCUUACAUGAAUUGGGGGAAUCUUAAAUUGUUUUUACGGCAGUGCAAAUUAGUAGAGGCCAAUAAUCCACAGGCAAUUUCUCAACAAGACCUGGUCCACAUGGCUAUUCAGGUUGCCUGUGGAAUGAGCUAUCUGGCCAGAAGGGAAGUCAUCCACAAAGACCUGGCUGCUAGGAACUGUGUCAUUGAUGACACACUUCAAGUUAAGAUCACAGACAAUGCCCUCUCCAGAGACUUGUUCCCUAUGGACUAUCAUUGUCUGGGAGACAACGAAAACAGGCCGGUUCGGUGGAUGGCUCUUGAAAGUCUGGUUAAUAACGAAUUCUCCAGUGCUAGUGAUGUGUGGGCCUUUGGAGUGACGCUGUGGGAGCUCAUGACUCUGGGCCAAACACCCUAUGUGGACAUCGACCCGUUUGAGAUGGCCGCGUACCUGAAAGACGGUUACCGAAUAGCCCAGCCGAUCAACUGUCCUGAUGAACUAUUUGCUGUGAUGGCUUGUUGCUGGGCCUUAGAUCCGGAGGAGAGACCCAAGUUCCAGCAGCUGGUCCAGUGUCUCACAGAGUUCCAUGCAGCCCUGGGGGCCUACGUCUGACUCCUCUCACAGUCCCCCAGCGUCAGGAGGAAGGAGCCUGCCAGGGCUCACUUGCAGCCGGUCACGGAUGCCGCAUACGCCACGCAACGCCGCAGAAGCACAUUUGUCUUCCAGAGCACCGUGCCUUAGGAAUGCUUUAGAAUCGGAACUAUCUAAGGCAGACUUAAUGAUGUCAAAUAUUUUCUAGAUAUCACUUUCAUUAGGUUGAACUGAAAAUGUUUUUGUAAAUUUUUUGGCCAAAAAUUUUUUUAAACAUAGUUAACUUUGGACUAGGGGUACAUUCUUACAAAAUAAAUAAACAGUUUUUAAAAUUGUUUAAACACAGGUAUUUGGAAUAGCUACCUUAGUGCAACUGCUUUUUAUUUUUUUUACUUCAUCAAGGUAAUGUAGGUGAUUCACCUUUAAAGUUUUUUGUUUGUUUGUUUUAAUAUUUAUCACUAGUCUUGGGAAUGGUUUGUCUUCAAGAUGCAGUACUUUUUCUUAGGAAAAGAAAAACAGAAAAAGAUGUCGGUUUGCCUUGUACAGGAAAAGGCAAUAUUGGAGGAGGGACACUGAAAGAAAAGCUAGAGGGGAAAAAAAGAGAAAAAUACUUAUUAGAAACUGCCCUUCCAUGGAGAAUUGUUCUUUAUUUUUUUAAUGAAAAGGAGUUCUCCUUUCUUAUUUUGGGGGAAGUAGGAGCUGAGUUCAUUGAAACAUCUUAAUUUUGGCAGAACCUAGCAUUUCUGUGAGCCAGAAGUGGGUUUGGGACAGGUCAGUAGUGAACAGUGGCGAUCUUAUUUAUUUUUACUCUCUGGAAAAGGAGAUAACACAAUUCCAGAAAGUGAAAUCUUGUUUCUAAGGUUAGGAAUUCUUUUUAUUGCACCUAGAAUAGUGCCAUGCACAGAAUGGGUGCUUGAGUUGUUUUGAGUAAAAAAAUGUAAACAGGUAGAUUUUGUACCUAUCUUCAAGGCUGGCUUAAGUAUAAAAUGGUUUUUUAAAAACACCUGAGAAAUUAAAGGAUUUGUUUUAUAUUAUGACAGUAUUGAAAAUAUUGUUCAUAAUGAAUGAUUGGUUGUGUCUGGUAAGUCUUUGAACACACAACAGCUAGAUAGCCCUGUUUCAUUUCAUGGGUGUCUCACUCAGACUCCCAAGCCCUAACACGAGUGCAGCUGACUCUGCUCAGCCUCCAGGUUCUAAUAAAAAGUUGAGAUUAUUAUUACAAGGAAGUAUUACAGCACUGAAACUUUUCUCCAGAGCCGUUAAAUUCAGGGUAUGUAUAUAUUUAUACUUGGCUAGAGUUGGCCUAAGGCAGAGUUGAAUGGACCUCUUAAAUAGCUAGGCGUGCAUGUGCCUGCCUCUGCUCCCAUUCUCACAGGUACAUAGGAGAGAAUGCGUAGCAGUUGGAGGCUUUUGCUGUUCUUAAAGGAGCUUUAUGAAUCAGCAGCACAUCUGGGAAAAUAGCUCACAUGAUACGUGCUCUGUCACAAGCAGGCCAAGAGCAUGAUCUUUCUGUAUGCCAUUUAUUAACACUGGUUCUUUGGUUUUAUGAAAUACUCAGCCCCCUAAGGGGCCAGCUUUUUCAAAGCUCUUUGAACUUUGUAAGUUAGAGAAGUUUUGGUUGACAACCUGCAAUCUUAGAAGGCAUUCAGUCAACAAAUAUUUAUUUAUAGCGUUUAUUAUGUAUUAUUAUGCACAUGAAGUGAGUGGUUCCGCUCUAGCAUCCCUUCCAACAUUCAGUGCAUUUUUUUAAUAUGUUCAGGUUAGUGCAUUUUUUAUAUAUCACAGUUCUGUGCACAAGAUCGGUUCAAAGAAAAAAGUGCUGUCAUUGACUUCUGUCCCAAAUUACCAUGUAGUAAGAGGUGCUCUCAGUUUGCUUGGAUGUGUGGUGCCUUUAACCAUAUCUCUGUUUGUAAGCUGUUUUAUUUUAUGUAUGUAUAUUUGUUUUAGAGGUGGUUUAAGACUUUAAAUAGAUUUUUCUUGCAGAACUACUUGGAGUCACUGACUUCAGUGAAAAGAGCAGUUACGAGAUUUCCAUGGCUGGGCUUUUUCCAGUGGUUUGUGAAUAUUACUGAAUAGAUUUUGUAGAAAAUGUAAUUUUUAUAGUAAAGAAGCAAAUUAGCAAAGCACUGAUGUGGUAUAAGCUGGCCCUAGUGACCAAGAGCUCUAUUAUAUUCUCUCCUUUCUCGUAACACCCCCAUUGUAAGAAAAUUUUAUUUAUAGAAGUAAGGAGGAUUGGGUUAUUCAUUCAUUAUGUAUUUAUUGAGCGCCAACUGUAUAUCUGGCCUUCAAGGUAUGCAGGGAACAAGACAUAAUGUUCCUCCCUUUCUAGGUCUCACAUUCUGGUUAGAAGAAGCAGAUAAUGAACAUAAGUAAGAUUUUGGUAAGUGCUAUAAAAAAAAAGUACAGAGUGGUAUCAGAGAAUAACUUUACAUGUCUUUAGUCAGGCUUCUCUGAGCAGGUGGCAUUUGAGCUGAGAUCUGAGUAACAAAAAGCCACCUAUGAGAAAAUCCAGGCAGAAGGGACAUAAUUGCAGAAGCAUUAAAGCAGGAAUGAGCUGGCCUCCAGUGUCAGCCCUUCCUGUUCAUCCUCCAGCUGCUGCCACUGGAAGAAGAGAACAGAGGCCAAUGUGGCUAGAAUGUAGUUAGGGAAGAGGUCUGGGAGAUGUAGGAACAGACAUUGGAGCAGGGUUGGGGGUGGUUGUAAGCCAUGGGACACAUUUAUAUUCUAAGUACAGUGGGAUUUCAUUCAAGGAGUUCUAAAAAUUUUUUUAAUUUAAUUUUAUUUUUUAACAUCUUUAUUGGAGUAUAAUUGCUUUACAAUGGUGUAUUAGUUUCUUAGUUACAAUGGUUAGUUUCUUAGUUACAAUGGUGUGUUAGAAUCAGUUAUACAUAUACAUAUAUCCCCAUAUCUCCUCCCUCUUGUGUCUCCCUCCCACCCUCCCUAUCCCACCCCUCUAGGUGGACACAAAGCACCGAGCUGAUCUCCUUGUGCUAUGCGGCUGUCAAGGAGUUUUUAAAUAAGGGAGUGACGUGAUCUGAUUUGCAAUUUACAGAUUAUGCCAACAUUUUUGUGAAGAUUAGACUGUAGGGAGGCAAGGGUGGAGGCAAUGAGACUAUAAGAAACUGUUGCAUAGUUUAGGAGAGCAAAGAUAGUGUUUUUGGACUAAUCAGAGUAGUGCAGGAGAUUGGGAGGGGCAGAUUGGACCUGGAUCCAUUGGAUGUUGGAGGGUGGGGUGGAGAAGGAAAGAGAGUGAUCAGGAAUAACUAGUUGGUUUGGAGCUUGAACAUAUAGUCUGGCUGUAUGGCCAAACUAUAUACUGAGAUGGAAAAAAAAAAAACUAGGAGGAACAGGAUUUUGCUUUAGCAGGGGGAAUUAGUAAUUUGUUGUAAGCCAUGUUCGAGAUGCCAAUUGGUCAUCUAAGUGGAGAUUUUGAGUAGAUAGAUGAGAACCUGCAGCUCAGGGAGGAGGUCUCAUUGAACAUAUAAAUGUAGGAGUGUAACAUACAGACCAUAUUUAAAGCCAUGAUAUUGGAUGAACUUGCUUCGGGAGCCAGUGUAGAUGGAGAGGAGGUCUUGGGACGGGGUCCUGGUAACUCCAACUUUUAAUGAUCUAGUGAAGGAAGAAUAAAUAACAGAAAAAGAGAAGAAACCACUACAGUUGGAAAAAACAACAAUAAAAAAACAGGAAAAAAGGAAAGAAAGCAUUUCAAAGUGGAAGAAGAAGCCUGUAUGGGAUUUGGCAUUAUGCAAUUAUUGACAGAAGCAGUAGGGAUUGGAGCAAGUGGAAGUGUAAAUACUAGGUGGGACAGUAGAGACCCUACUUGAAAGUUUUGCUGUGAAGGGAAAUGGAACAGAACUAGAGGAGAUCAAAGAAGUAUUGGGGUGGGGGGUUGUGGGGGCAGGCACGGGACAUGUUUGUUUUCCAGGAAAUGUUUCACUGGUGAUGGGAAUGAGCGAGCAGAGGGAGAAAAAUCCCUUUGGGUGUGGAAUACUCUUCGUUCUUGUCAUUUGAUCUGCAAGCAUGAAAGCCUCUCCGCUCUAGCCACCAGCCUCUCGUUUUGGUAAAGGUUAUGUUUUUAUUGGGGGAAAAUGCGAGGGUGAAGGGAGGUGGUACACAGAACUUUAAACGUUUCCAUUAUAUGAAAACCUGCCUUUGUUGAGGUUGCUUCCUUAGGACCUGAGACCUGCCAUGGUCUUGCUUACCAUCAUCAUCUUUUGGCCUCUUGCCCUGAAACUGCUGGACUGGCCUUGGUCUGUAUCCCACCUAACCAGCCUCUGCCAGAGUAAUGCUUCCUAAAACUGAGCUGUCCCUGCUCAGAACCGUUCAGCCCCUUACCAGAGCCUGCAGAGUGGAGUUCAGAGCACCUAGGUGUACACAGCCUCCACUCAUCUCUGCUGUGUCCCCUCCUGCUUCACCAGCUUACCACUUUCCUGCCUGAGCGUGGUGCUAUUUCAUGUGUCCUUUCCUAUCCCUGUGCCACACUCUACUCCAGACUGCCCAGUGCCCAAGAGACUCCCCUGACACCUCACCCCGCUCCUCCAGGCUCUGCCAUAGUUGCUUUUCAGCCUUGUUCCCUGGGUUUACAUUCUGGCAAAGCUAAGAUGGGGGCUUAUUUUUACCACUUGGCUGUUUAUAUUUCUUGAGGAUAGGAACUUGUGUUUCACUCAGGUUGAAUCUCCACUGCCUACUUAGUGCUUGACAUAUUUUAGGGCUGAAUAUUUAGUGAAUUGGUAAGUAAAAACACCUAAAUUUGCACAUGAGAGCAGUUAGGCUUUAAAAAAAAUGGUAACUGUAAAACAUCUCAUUUAAAGUACUGUGUUCUAUUAUAAUGUGGUAUUUAUAUUCAAAUUUAAAGGGUUUAAGUUUUAUGUAAUAUAAACCAAUAAAGCAUGAAAUAAAAGGAGACAGAUUGGUAGGGAAGACCAUAUCCCACCCCAUUGCUGGCUUAAGCAACCCCCAGCCCCACCCCCAGCCACCUUUUCAUUGAUACUUCAUUUUCCCUUCUUUCUUUGGUCGCAGAAACAAUUAGCCUGAUUGCAAAUUCUGUUUCAUACUUCUGUAAGGUCAACUUUAUUUGGAGUUGUACAUGAAAUAAUCAUCUCAAAUGAAGUAAUUCAUUGACUUGAGUGGAAGAUUCUUUUCCAGGUGUUACUCUCCCAUGCCCUGCACCCCCACCCAUACGAUAAAAAGGAGGUGAUAUAAUUUAUGGGGCUAGAAAAGAAAAACAUAAACAGUUGCUUGUUAAUAAUUUUUGUUUCUACGUUCAUUUUUGCCCUUAAUAGUUCAGAAUAACAUUGAACUUAAUCCUCUGGGACACAUGAACAUCAUGCAUAAGUGUACUGAGAACAUACAUUUUAUAUAUAAGUAAACUGAAACUCUGGGCCUUUGUUUUCUC
Molecule: messenger RNA, 7204 nt
Organism: Globicephala melas (long-finned pilot whale)
Lineage: Eukaryota; Metazoa; Chordata; Mammalia; Artiodactyla; Delphinidae
Gene: RYK
Product: receptor like tyrosine kinase
Biological process (GO): axonogenesis; protein phosphorylation; positive regulation of kinase activity
Cellular component (GO): plasma membrane; signaling receptor complex
Molecular function (GO): protein kinase activity; ATP binding
Source: RefSeq, a predicted model, not a curated record